AUGAUACAGAAUUCAUUUGUUCGUCUAAAUGGAAUAUCGAAUAAUAUAUGGCAUUUGCUGCUCAAUCGUCCAUCAUUGCAUAAUGCUUUUAAUACACAACUAGCCAAUGAAUUGAUUGCGCAUUGUCAUCACAUUGAUACAUCAAAUGAUAUUCGAGCAGCCGUAAUUGUGUCUGGUCAAGGGCAAUCAUUUUGUUCGGGUGCUGAUCUUAAAGAACGUAAAUCAAUAAAAAGUUCAAAACAAUGGAUGGAACAACAUCGUAUAUUUGAAUGCAUGUUCAAUUCGUUAGCACGAUUAAAACAACCAACAAUUGCUUGUGUCGAAGGUUUUGCUUUAGCUGGCGGUUUUGAAUUAGCGCUUAAUUGCGAUAUAAUCAUUGCCUCUCGUUCUGCAUCAUUCGGAUUACCCGAAGUUACUCGUGGAAUCAUGCCUGGUGGUGGUGGAACUCAAUUACUUACGCGUCUUGUUGGUCCAGCUCGAGCUAAACAUAUUGCUAUAACUGGUCGACGACUAACUGCUCAAGAAGCUUACGAUAUGGGAAUUGUUCAAAUAUUAACCGAUGAAAGUGACGCAUUAAAUAAAGGAAUUGAAUUGGCAACGGUAAUAGCUGCUAAUGCUCCAUUGGCAACACGUGCAAUAAAACAAGCCAUUGACGAAGGCUGGGGUAAAAAUAGCGAUGAAGCUAAAGCAAUUGAAUUGAAAUAUUAUAAAGAAUUAAUUGAUACCGAAGAUCGUCACGAAGGAAUUCGAGCAUUCAAUGAGAAAAGAAAACCGCAAUGGAAAGGAAAUUAA
Molecule: messenger RNA, 792 nt
Organism: Rotaria socialis
Lineage: Eukaryota; Metazoa; Rotifera; Eurotatoria; Philodinida; Philodinidae
Source: the annotation of a GenBank genome assembly